AAUAUUGCAAAGGAGACUACUGGAAGUCCAACAAUAAACAAGAAAGUUGCGACCUCACCAAGUACUGAAGGCCCCUCAAUCACAACUGAGAGUAUGGGAAAGGAGACUACUGCAAGUCCAACAACAAACAAGAAAGUUGCCACCUCACCAAUUACUGAAGCUCCUUCAAUCACAACUGAGAGUAUGGCAAAGGAGACUACUGAAAGUCCAAAAUCUGUUACACAUAGCACCUCAACUUAUACGCAAUCUACUGCUGGGAAGGAAACUCCAACCUCUGCAAUAACAAGUAUCUCAAGUGGUUCAACAACUAGCGCUGGUAAAGAAACUAGAAGCUCUGCAACUUCAACCGUUACAGGAACUACUUCUGGUAAACAAAAUACUAGCUCCGUGACGGAAAUCACAGCAUCAACUAAGGCACCAACUAGUGCUGUUAAGGAAACUUCAAGCUCUUCAUUAGAAAGUAUCUCAAGUGGUGCACCAACUGCUGCUGGUAAACAAACUGGAAGAUCUACAACUGAAAUCUUCUCAACUGAUGCAUUAAGUACUGUUGGUAAAGAGAAGACAAGCUCCACAAAAGAAGCCACAUCAACUGUUGCAUCAAGUACUUCCCGCUCUACAACAGAAAUARCCUCAAGCGAUGCAGCUACUACCAGCUCUGCGACAGAAAGAACUUCAACUAAAACACCAACUACUGUAGAUAAACAAAGUACCACCUUGGUAACAGAUAGCACAACAGCUAGCAAGACACAAACUACUGCUGGUGAAGAAACCAGCAGCACUGAAACGGAAAUCUUCUCAACUGAUGCCUUACCUACUGCUGGUAAGGAAAGUACAAGAUCUGUAAAAGAAAUCACGACAACUGUUGCACCAAGUACUUCUAUCUCUACAGCAGAAAUAGCUUCAAGAGAAGCAGGAACAAGAGAUGUAGGAACUACCAGCUCUGCUGGAGAAAGAACCUCGACUUACACACCAACUACUGCAGAUAAACAAAGUGCUACCUCGGUAACAGAUAGCACAGUAUCAACUAAGGCAGCAACUAGUGAUGGUAAGGCACGUACUACAUCUGUUACAGAUAGCACCUCAACUCAUACAGCAACUACUGCUGGAAAGGUAACUCCAAGCUCUGCAAUAGAAAGUACCUCAAGUGGUGCACCAAGUACUGCUGGUAAAGAAAGCAGCAGCUCUGUAACAGAAAUUACUUCAACCGAUGCAACAACUACUUCAGAUAAACAAACUAGUGCUGAACAUUUCACCGAAUCAAGUAAUGUUGAAGGGCAACGUUAUUCAACUACUYCAGGUAAAGAGGCUACUACCUUUGUAACAGGUAGUCCAGAAAUGACUGCUUCGUCACGUUCUACAUUAAAAGCUAGUGCUGGCUCUGUAACAGAUAGCUCGGUAGUUACUGAGGCCCCAACUACUGGUGAGAAGGAAACAACUUCCUAUAUCACAGAUACCACCACAACUAAUGAACCAACGACGGUUGGCAAAGAGGCGACAGGCGUCAUAGCUGCAACUACCGUAGCCACAAGUACUGGUGAUAAAGAAAGUACUGCCUUCUUUACGGAGAGCACAACAAUUAGUGCAAGAACUAUURCUGCUAAACAAAGGUCCAGCUCUGUAACGGAUAGCACAGCACCAACUACKUUUGUUAAAGAAACUUCAAGCUCUGCAAUAGAAAGUGCCUCAAGUGGUUCACCAACUUCUUCUGGUAAACAAACUGGUAGCUCUACAACGGACAUCUUGUCAACUGAUGCAUUACGUACUGCUGGUAAAGAAAGGACGAGCUCUGCACAAGAAAGCACAUCAACUGUUACAUCAAGUACUUCCAGCUCUUCAACAGAAAUAACUUCAAGCGAUACGUCUACUACCAGCUCUGCGACAGAAAGAACUUCAACUGACACACCAACUACUGCAGAUAAACAGAGUACCACCUCGGCAACGAAUAGCACAGCAGAAACAGCGGCAACAACUACUCCUGUUAAGGAACGUACUAUAUCUGUUACACAUAGCACCUCAACUCAUACAGCAACUAGUGCUGGAAAAGUAACUCCAAGCUCUGCAAUAGAAAGUACCUCAAGUGGUGCACCAACUACCGCUGGUAAAGAAACUAGCAGCUCCGUAACAGAAAUUACUUCAACCGAUGCAACAACCACUUCCGAUAAACAAACUUCCAGCUCUGCGACAGAGAGAUCCUCAGCUGUUUCACCAGCUACCAGAUCUUCCCCAAAGAUCACCACAACUCAUCCACCUGAUAGUGCUGAACAUUUCACCGAAUCAAGUAAUGUUGCAGGGCAACGUUUUUCAACUACUCCAGCUAAAGAAGCUACUACCAUUGUAACAGGUAUCCCAGGAAUAACUGAUUCGUCAAGUUCUACAGCAACUACUGGCUCUGAAACAGAUAGCUCAGUAGUUACUGAGUCCUCAACUACUGGCGAGAAGGAAACAAAUGCCGAAACAACAGAUACCACCACAACUAAUGAAGCAACGACGGUUGGCAAAGAGACGAUCGGCGUCACAGCUGCAACUACCGUUGCCCCAACUACUGGUGAUAAAGAAAGUACUGCCUCCUUUACGGAGAGCACAACAAUUACUGCAAGAACUAUUGCUGCUAAACAAAGUUCCAGCUAUGUAACGGAUAGCACAGCACCAACUACUGUUUUUAAAGAAACUUCAAGCUCUGCAAUAGAAAGUACCUCAAGUGCUGCACCAACUUCUGCUGGUAGACAAACUGGUAGCUCUACAACGGAGAUCUUGUCAACUGAUGCAUUACGUACUGCUGGUAAGGAAAGGACGAGCUCUGCAAAAGAAAUCACCUCAACUGUUACAUCAAGUACUUCCAGAUCUUCAACAGAAAUAACUCCAAGCGAUGCGUCUACUACCAGCUCUGCGACAGAAAGAACUUCUACUGACACACCAACUACUGUAGAUAAACAAAGUACCACCUUGAUAACGGAUAGCACAGCAGAAACAGAGGCAACAACUACUGCUGUUAAGGAACGUACUACAUCUGUUACACAUAGCACCUCAACUGAUACAGCAACUAGUGCUGGAAAGGUAACUCCAAGCUCUGCAAUAGAAAGUACCUCAAGUGGUGCACCAACUACCGCUGGUGAAGAAACUAGCAGCUCCGCAACAGAAAUUACUUCAACCGAUGAAACAACCACUUCCGAUAAACAAACUUCCAGCUCUGCGACAGAGAGAUCCUCAGCUGUUUCACCAGCUACCAGAUCUUCCCCAAAGAUCACCACAACUCAUCCACCUACUACUUCUGCUAAAGAAAGUACUGCAUCUUUAACAGAAAUUACCUCAACUCAAGCAAUGUGUACUUCCGGUAAGGAAAGUAGCAGUUCUGGAACAGACAGCACAACAAGUGAUGCACCAACUAGUGCUGGUACUCAGACUACAAUUUCUAUUAGAAACAUCACCUCAAGUGCUUUGCCAACUACUCUUGACAAACAAACUGGCAUAUUGGUAACUGAUAGCACAUCACCAACURAGGCACCAACUACAGGUUUUAAGGAAACCUCAAGCUCUGUWAUUGAAAGUAUCUCAAGUGUCGAGCCAACUUCUGCUGGUAAACAAACUGGGAGCUCUACAACGGAAAUCGUGUCAACUGAUGCAUUAAGUACUGCUGGUAAAGAAAGGACGAGCUCUGCAAAAGAAAUCACCUCAACUGUUGCAUCAAGUACUUCCAGCUCUCCAACAGAAAUAACUCCAAGCGAUGCGUCUACUACCAGCUCUGCGACAGAAAGAACUUCAACUGACACACCAACUACUGUAGAUAAACAAAGUAUCACCUCGGUAACAUAUAGCACUACAACAAGCAAGACCCCAACUACUGCUGUUAAAGAAACUAGCAGCACUGCAACGAACGUCUUUUCAACUGAUGUCUUAACAUCUGCUGGCAAGGAAAGUACAAGCUCUGCAAAAGAAAGCACCUCAACGGUUGCACCAAGUACUGCAGAAAUAACCUCAAGCGAUGCAGCUACUGAGAGUUCUGCUGUAGUAAGAACCUCGACUAACACACCAAGUACUGCAGAUAAACAAAAUAGCACUUCARUAAUGGAUAGCACAUCAUCUACUAAUGCACCAACUAGCUCUGCAAGAGAAAGCACCUCAAGUGGGGCAACAACUACUGCUGGUAAGGAAACUAGCAGCACAGAAAGUACCAAUGCACCAACUACUUCUGGUAAACAAAGUCCUAGCUCUGCGACAGAGAGAUCCUCAGAUGUUUCACCAACUAUCAGCUCUGCGCCAAAGACCGCCUCAACUUAUCCACCUUCUACUGCUUCAGGCUCUGCAAUAGAAAAGACCUCAAGUGGUGCAGCAACAGAACUAAUUAUAAGCUCUCCUUUUCCUGAUAUUCGAGGCACAAGUAGUGCACCAACUGUCUCAGAUAAAGUUAUCGAAUUAGACCUACAUCUGACUGGCGAGACAUGGAAUGGUGACCUCCUGGACACAUCGACUGAAAUCUUUAAGGAAAUUGAAGUCAAAGUUAUUGAAAAUAUGAGGAACUUCUUUGAAAAUGUUCCUGCCUUCGAAAGAGUAGAAAUGGUCAUGUUUAGGCCUUUUGUGCAAGACGUUGAAGGAGUUGAAGCGCUCGUAAAGAUUGUCUUCAAUUCCUUGAAAGGCAAAGAGCUUCUUGAUUUGGUUGAGAGCAUUUUACGUUAUUCUACAAUAAGUGAGCUCCCUGUUAAUCUUUUGGCAAUUUUUUCAAGUGAUGUUCCACCAGCUCCAUUCAUCCAGACCAUCGCAAGUCCCGCUCCUUCAAAAGUGGUAAUAACGUGGGAUAUUGUAGAACCAACACCUACACAAGGACGAAUACUAGGAUAUCAAGUAUAUUACCGACAGGCGACCUCAAAAACAUGGAAACAGCAAAGAUGUUACGACUGUGAUGAAAUUGAACUAACACAACUUCUUCCUGGUGAAACAUACCACUUCCAUGUUGUGCCCUUUUCCCGCGAAGCGAGUGGGAUCCCAAGUGUUGCUGUUGAAACUGUUGUCAAAGGGCAGAAAAACACAGAAGGUCCUUCAAUCMGAACUGUGAUUACCACAAAAAAGGCUACUCUGAGUAAAACCAUAACCAAGGAUGGCCCUACCUCACCACGUUCUGUAGGUGCUUCAAUCACAACUAGGGCUACGGCAGAAGACACUACUGCAACUCCAUCAGCGAAGAAACCUGCAGCCUCACCAAGA
This is a messenger RNA of Exaiptasia diaphana, 5196 nucleotides long. Its product is annotated as serine-rich adhesin for platelets. NCBI's taxonomy places the organism in Eukaryota, Metazoa, Cnidaria, Anthozoa, Actiniaria, Aiptasiidae. The record is from RefSeq and is a predicted model, not a curated record. Gene Ontology annotation, molecular function: protein binding. The annotation marks the transcript as partial. The transcript is spliced from 6 exons.